AUAUAUCUAACAGGUUGACCGAAGUUGUACCUUCAACCUCUUCAAUUGAUGAAAAUAUUAAAAAAGUGAAGAAUAUGGUGCUAUUUACGAUUGCGAUCUGAACAAUAUAUUUUACAAGUAUGUAUGUAUGUUAUGCAUAGACGGACGGAGGAGCAUACGGAAAUCAAAAUCCAUAUGGUCUUUUAAAUCUUAAACGUUCACAUUGAAUAAACUGGACGUUUUAUCUAUUCUCUCUAAAAAGCGAACUCUUAAGUGACUUACGUAUUCAAAUUGAUUACAUUUAUUUGUGUUCCAUAAAGACGACAACUACUUUUUGAUAAGUGGAUUUAAAGUUGUGCGUAUUCAGAAUAAAAGGAAACGAACACGAGAAAACACACGAAGAUGGCUAUACUGCAGUCUUGUUGCUUUUGGAAGACGGUGCGUACCGGUAGCAUUGCAAGCGCCACAUACACUUUGGUGUACUUUGGUUUCUCCACCGUUGUUAUGCUCAUUACUGUUUAUGAUGAACAGGAGUUUCUGGCCGGCAGCAGAGAGCAACCAUUAGGGGAAAGCAUCUUGGCUAAGGGAGAGAUAACACCGGCUAUUCUUGUAUUUAAUAUUCUCUUUCUGGUUUGCUCGUUCUUCAUCGUCAUGUCGUCGCUCUUAACGUUCGUGGGGCUGAAGCAGAAUCGUCGUCAGCUGCUGUUACCCUGGAUUAUUUUCAUGCUUUGCGAUAUCCUGAUUGAAAUUAUGCACUUGGGGUAUUUAUCAUUUACGCAAAUCGUCAAUUUCGAUCCCGUCGUCGGCUUUAUAUUCACCAUCGACUUUUUUAUAAUGUGUCUAAAUUCUUACUGUCUGCUGUGCGUGAUAUCGCAAUAUCAAAAUUACCUGCAAGGACUGGGCUGCGGGAAUCAACAGAUACGGACGGACGUAAUGAAACAAGCAGCUGAUGAUGCAGCUGGCUCUAGUCAAAGUUAUCUGCGUGCAACGAAAAUACAAAAAUCUAUCGCCAGUCCUUACAUAACAACAAAUCCGCACACGCACAUUUCGACGAUACACGAGGAGAUGGACCAAAAUCAUAAAAUUCCUUCGGAUUCAGCGGAAGUGCCGAGCGAACAGGCUGAAGACAACUGCUUACAUAUAACUGUCAAUAUUCCGUCUCCGUUAUAAAUGUGACAUUACCAGCGUUUCUCCUCUAGGGGAACCGGCAAUGCGGGACAGAGAGGACAAACAGUAGUAGGAGCUGCAUCAGGACUUAUAAUGGAUGUAUGCGACAAUUGCGCCUAUUUAGCUGAAGUUGGAAAAUUGUUGUUGCAACUAUAAGCACCGAAAAUUACUUUGCAUAAGUGCUGCAUAAAUAUAUGUGAGGGUCGUGUGCGGUAAAAAUGCGGGCAGCAGGUUGGGGAAAGAAGAAGAAGAAAAUCAUUUUUCGAAGUCUCAACACAAUUUUUAUUCCAGCAAGUGCAUACUUCUUUGUCAAUUUAACAACAGAAUUUAUGGGGAAAUAAGAAGAGUUUCACUGCUCCGUUUUUCCUGGUCUAAAUGUAUGUGUAUGGCUAUGUAUGUACAUAUGUAUAGUAUAUUAUUUUACUAAAACAAAUUUCACGGCUUCACAUACAUAUGUAUAUACAAAUUACUUACGACAGCAUUGUAAAAUAAAUAUGAUUUGAAGAGGGUGUUCAUUUAGUGGUAAAAAGGUGUUCUUUUAAAUAAAAUACAGAUCCUAGAAAAAGAUUGUUUCCAGGUCAUAGUUAUUGGUAAAAAUUUGCCACUGAUCUGACAUUGCCUACAAAAAGUCAAAUAACCAGCCCAUUAGCUUUUAAGCGAUUAAAAUAGUUAUGGCAAACCAAAAACCUUGUUGACUUUUGACUCCACUUUCGGUUCCAAAAAUGGAUGGAAUAAU
Molecule: messenger RNA, 1882 nt
Organism: Bactrocera neohumeralis
Lineage: Eukaryota; Metazoa; Arthropoda; Insecta; Diptera; Tephritidae
Exons: 7
Coding region: 382-1149 (255 amino acids)
Source: RefSeq, a predicted model, not a curated record